UGCACCUAGCGCCACAUGACAGUUGUCAAUGUAACACGUCAGUUGUCACAAACACUCAUUUUUUAUUAAAAAAAAAUAGUUUUAAUCGAAAUGAACUGGUUUAAAGGUGAAAUCGCCCAAGCAAUCGUCACUUCGAAAGCCAAACAGGCAAUAUUCGUAGUUUACGUUUACGGCAAAGACGAUAAGUCAGCGCAAAUAACCGAAUUAAUCGACAAGGAGGAAAUCGUUAAAAUAUUAGGAAGCGAUAGCUUUGUGGCAAUCAAGAUCGAAGCCGACUCUGUACCUUAUCAGCAGUUUAGUCAAAUUUAUAAGCAAGUUCCAACCCCUUCGGUUUAUUUUAUUGGGAAGCAAGGAGUGCCUAUUGAGAUUGUGACUGAAGUAAAUGAUGUUAAAACUUUUCAAGAAAAACUCAACUCGAUUCUGCAAAAAGGCGGACUUUCUCCGAUUGCUUCACAAUCACAAGAUUUUAUCACCAAAGAACAGGCGCAAAAUGUUGUGUGCGAAAACGACGUUUGCACCAUGAAAAAAGACGAAACGCCUUCAACCAGUCAGCAAGCUGUGGCAGGAAAAGAGGAUUUAACAGUUGAAGAAAAGGUUGAAAGGGCCAAGCAGUUGGUUGAACUGAAGCGAGAAGAGAAAAGAAAGGAGGAGUUUGAGAAAGAGCGCGAGAAGGAGCUUGAGCGUCGUAAAAUGGGCCAAAACGUGCAACAGUUGAAACGUUGGCAGGAGGACCAAGAGCUGAAGCAAGUCCUUGAAGAACGUGAAAGAGAAAAGCGCGAAAGUCAGGCGGCUCGUGAACGAGUCUUGGCUCAAAUCGCUCAAGACAAGGCUGAAAGAGCGGCAAAAUUCUCUCCAACAGCCACAGUUCAACCACAAGCUCACUCAUCGCAAUCGCAGUCAUCUCCAAGACCUGUCAACACAAACACAGCCAGAUUGCAAUUCCGAAUGCCAGAUGGCAGCACGGCAACGAACGAUUUUUCGAGCAGUGACACGCUAGCAAGUGUCCAUGCUCACAUUAAAGCUAAUUUGCAUCUACCGUUUAGCAAUUACACACUUUCCACAACUUUCCCUCGAAGAGAAUUUACUGAAGCUGAGAAUAGUCAAACGUUGUUGCAACUGGGGCUUGUUCCAACUGCUGUUAUUUUGAUCUUGCCGGUUAAUAGGGGAGUCGUUGCUACUAACACAGAAGGAGGGUUUACAGGAUUUUUGUGGACUUUGAUUACCCCGAUUUUGACUCUUUUGGGUUAUUUGAAGACUUUUGUGUUUGGAUCGGCUCCUGCGCCAUCUACUAGCAACGAUAAUAAGCGAGCCGCUGAAGCGUCAUCUAGUGAUCACAGGGGGCAACCAAAAGUUCGAAGGGGUGGCGAAACAACAGUGAUUAGAAGGCAGGGGAAUAUUCAUCGUUUGUCCAAUAAAAACGAUAGUGAUGAUGAGAAUAAUACCUGGAACGGUAAUUCUACCCAGCAGAUGUAAAUUAUCUUAUUACUUACUUGGAAUAUUUUUCACUAGUUAUGUACUUCUUGAUGUAAAUAAAAUACUUAGAAUUUUUUA
This is a messenger RNA of Tribolium castaneum (red flour beetle), 1551 nucleotides long. RefSeq lists its product as uncharacterized. Gene Ontology annotation, molecular function: protein binding. NCBI's taxonomy places the organism in Eukaryota, Metazoa, Arthropoda, Insecta, Coleoptera, Tenebrionidae. The record is from RefSeq and is a predicted model, not a curated record. Bases 91 to 1473 code for a protein of 460 amino acids. The transcript is spliced from 5 exons. Gene Ontology annotation, cellular component: endoplasmic reticulum.